Messenger RNA from Bombus pascuorum, 4558 nucleotides. It is a transcript of the gene Nrt, whose product is annotated as neurotactin. Bases 267 to 2441 code for a protein of 724 amino acids. The record is from RefSeq and is a predicted model, not a curated record. Lineage: Eukaryota; Metazoa; Arthropoda; Insecta; Hymenoptera; Apidae. The transcript is spliced from 7 exons.
ACGACUCGUAAGGCGACAGUCGAGGUAGGCAUGCCCUAAGCUUCGUUUGUGGUGAUAUUUUCGCUGUUUGAAAUAGUUUUCUCGCAAGGUACCGAAUCAAAUUUAAAUAUCUUCUCACGAUCGAUGAAGUGAUCAUUAUCGACAGGAUCAACACGAUCAUCUUGAGAUUGCCUGGCAAUCCGACAGCUUCUCGACACAGAAAAGAAGCAAUCUUUCUGCAAAAUUCAGUAGCGUCCUUUCCGAAUCUGCCGAAAAGGAAGUAAAGCAUGAGUCAAGAGGAUCAAGAGAAAAGCAUGGAUAAGAAAGAAAUUGCAGAGGAAGAGAGAGAGAAAAUGUUGAACGCCGAGAACACGAAACAUACGGUGGCAUCGACCGCUCCAGACGCGGAAUCCGAAGACCAGAAACCUAAGAAGAAAAUUCCAAUUGGCGGUAUUAAGAUGCCCGGCUUCUGUCGUACAAAGAGCAAGGAGUUGUGUAAAGAGGAUGAUUGUAAGCCUACUGAAAUUGGAGAAGGCGAUUCAACGGAAAAAGCUGUUAAAGAAAGUGAUCAAAAUGUAUCAUCAGAGAAAGCAAGCACAACGAAUAAAGACGCAAAGGAAAAGGAAAGCCGCAAGAGAAUUCUCGACACCAUAAAGUUACCCUUAGUCUCUGUUUUUCCUAGAAAAAAAAAUAAGGAAGGUGAAGUGGAAUUGGGAAUUACUGGAGCUGCUGGAUUAGCGAGUGUUGAAACUCUUGACGAUGUUGUGACGGAGAAAAAUCCUAUCGGUAACGAAGAUGGUAUGGAAACUGUUCGACUCGAUGGAGAUGCUCCAGAUGGAAUUGAAUCUCCUAAACAACAUUUUCUUGUAGCUUGUAUAUCCGCUGCAAGGAGAAAUUUAUUUGUGCUAGUGGCAGCAUUAUGUAUCCUGGUAUCAGUUGUGAUUAUCAUUCUUAUCGCUUGCAUCGGUCCGAGAAAGAAUAUUUCACGAUUGAUAAAGGAUGGGAGCUUUGUCAAAGCAGUAACUUCUUGCGGACCUGUGCAAGGUGUGUCAGAAGAUGGUGCAUUCGCAUUUCGUGGGAUUCCAUAUGCAAUCCCACCAUUAGAAAAUCGUCGUUGGCAACCUGCGGAACCCCUAAGAAAAAUUGAAUACUGCUGGACGAAUACGUAUAAAGCACACAAUUCCUCGAAAGUUUGUUGGCAACGAGAGGCUUCAGGAAGGAUUAUCGGAAGCGAAGAUUGCUUAUAUUUAGAUAUUUUCACGCCUGAAAUCAGAUAUGAUUCGCCUUUAUCGGUGGUCGUUAUGAUUGGUGCUGAAACCCUCAGUGGUGGUUCUCCAGGUGUAAUGCAGCCUUCUGCAAAACUUGCUCGUGUCCGUGAUAUGGUGUUUGUUAGACCUAACUUCCGGUUAGGAAUCUUCGGUUUUUUAGCUGCAGAUCAACUUUCAAGAACAUCACAUCCUCUCACAUCCGGAAAUUACGGAUUGUCGGAUAUCAUAGCAGCGCUUCAGUGGGUUCAUCUUAACAUUGAACAUUUCGGGGGAAAUAAAUCGGCCGUAACUUUAUGGGGUCAUCGGGCAGGAGGAACGCUUGUCACAACUUUAGUUGGCAUUCGGCGAACAAGGGAUCUUUUCCAGCGAGUGUGGAUUUCCAGCGGUAGUGCGAUAUUUCCCGGAAGAGAAUUAGAAGUUUCCGAAACACUUAAUGAACUAUUUCUAAAUUCUACAAGAUGUAAUGACGCCGCUUGUUUGCGAAGCAAAAGUGCCGAGGAAAUAAUGGAUUCAGUUCCUGAGACAUGGCAUUUAGGAAACGUUGGUUUGCCUGAAACCAGAGAAGCAACAACAAGAGAUAGGAGACAUGAAUGGUUGGUACUCGAUCGUGCCAUUCUUCAGGAACCUGUAGGUCAAAUUUGGGCAAGGGAUGAAUUUUCGGUGAAAAUUGUAAUGGGCACUACUGCUCAUGCUGGAGUCCCUCUUAAGUAUCUCACUUCCAACACUACUCUCAAUUCCACACAAGUAGAGAAAAUUGUAAAGGAGUCCUUAUUAGGAACAUCUGGUUUAGCGGACGAAGCUCUCAGACGUUAUAACGCAACAUUGGAAGGUUUACUAAGCAUGAUCUCGGACGUUCGUGUGGUAUGUCCAUUGCUGACAGUUGCCAGAAUGAAGACCAAUAUUCCAUUCUACGUAGCGACGCAGCCACGGGGUCAUAUUGCAGAUCCCGAUUGUGAUGCUGCAGCGAUACUUGGAUCAUAUGCUGCUCGUACUCCUGCUGAAAAGAGACACGUAUCUGCUAUGCAGCAGCUUUUCAAUCACUAUGUUUGGCACGGCGAAGUAGCUCAGGCAGAUGCUAAUGGUAUAAAACGAGUCUUAAUUGUUGGACAAGAUACGCUUCCUGAUCGUGACUAUCCUAAUUGCGACUUCUGGAUAGCAAAAGACAUAGUUCCAUCUUAUGGUCGAGUCGAUUGAAUUCUUUUUUUUUCCUUUCUUUCUUCUGGAAUUAUAUUUUUGAUGGUCAUUCCAAGAUUUCGACUAUACUUGAGAUGUGCUGUACUCGAAUGAUCUUGCUUUACGAGCUUUUUGAAAAGACAUAUCUCUUCUUGAUUAUGAAAAGUGAAACAAAAUUUUAAAUUGCUAUUUUCUAUUUAUCUCUUUUUUAUAAUAAUUUUUAUAUAAUGAGAAACGUUAUUAUGUUUUACGAAAAAUUGAACGAAAAUCGUUAAGAUAUUUUAUUACAAUUUAUUGAUAUAAUGAUUGAAAUACUCAAUCAUAUCAUAAUAAUUUUAUAAGAUAAUAAUAGAAGCGCGAACAAAAUGCACGUUACUUAUUUUUCUUAUUAAAUUGUAGAUGCAAAAUAAUUGAUAGUAAUUCAAAGGUCUAGAUUCAAAUCAGAAAAGUAUAAAGAAAAUUAUUCUUUUACUUCCUUUUCGUUUUUUUUCUUUCUUUUUCUUUUUUUUUAAGAAUAGCUAGUUCUACGAUCGAAACAGCGUAUUCUGUUUUCCAAUUCUAUGAUUUACAUUAUCUUUAAAGAAACUAGUAUUAGUUAUUGUAUAAGUCAGAUGAGUACAGCAUGACGUUUUAAUUCUGAAAUCAUAAAUCUGUAUUUAACCUCAUAUGUGAGAUUUGAGAGUAAAAGAUAAUUAUUUAUUACUUUGAUUUUACAAUCAUUGAUUAAACAAUAUAGGGAAUAUGCCUUUUUUGAGAAUAUUUUUUUCACAAAGUGCAAACUCUAUCAUGGGUUGUCCAAUCAUUUUUAGGUAUUAAGAAGCACUUCGCAUUAAUUUACCUGAAUGUAUUGUUUUUUUAGCACAUUCGAGAGAAUAUGUACUGUCAUUUUUUAAUAAGCUGCCAGAUAUUUAUACGUAUAAAAAUUCAUGCAUUUCCACGGAGGGUACUCGGUAUUUUCUUCUUUGUACAUAUAUUACUGUUGCUGUUUUCCCUUUUUGUUUCAGUAUACUUAAAGUAUUCCUAUCCCCGUAUGAGUAUAGAGAGAUAUAUACAUGUAUAUAUAUCUUGAAUCUGAUUUUUGAACUGUAAGACUGAUUUUACAAAUCGGCAUUUCAUUUCCGUAUGAAUGUCUUUUUAUGCUAGUUUUAACUGUGAAAAUAAUUUUAUAAUGUAAAAGACUUGUUUCUGUAAGCAAAGUUUUUAUCAUAUUGCAAAUGAAUGAGAUGUGCAAGAGAUUUUUUUUAAAUACGUUAGCACUGAUGUAUAUGUACUUAUAGAUUUCAUGUUUUUUAUAAUAUUAAAUUGCACUGUGGCACAUACUUAUUCCUUUAACUUGGAAACUUGUAUAGAUUUAUGAAUAUUAUGUAUAUCCUGAUAACAGUUCCAAUUAAAAUAUUGUAUUCAUUUUGUACUAAUUUAGAUAAAAGUGCGGUUAUAAAAAUAUAUGGUAAAAGUGUAAAAAUUUUGGAUAUUCCUAAAUCUAUUAUAACUUUAAUAUUUGAUAUGAUUUUUGGAUUGUUGUGCGUCCGAAUGUUUGAGUGAUAUUUUGAGAAAAAUAAAAUGUAAUUCGUUUUUCAACCUUUAUAGUUAAAAAUAGAUCAUCUAUUACGAUGGAAUAUACGUAUUAAGCAUUAUUUAUUAAUAUAGUUAUUAUAGCAAAAUAACUUUCAAUAAUUUAAUCGUCAUCUUUCUCUUAUUAAUUGUAAAUUUAGUUCAAUGAGAAAAUAAGAAGUGCGAUUUUAAAUACAAUUAUUAAUCUACGUAAUAGUGAAUAUUUGACCAAACUAGAAACUUAAUGACCUUAGAAAAAGUGGCCUUUUUUAGGGAAGAUAAUUUUAUAAAAUUUGAUAGCGUAUAUGUAAAAAAAUAUGAAAUGUAAUGGAAGGAAAAUUCAAUUUCUGGACAUCUUUGUAUUCGCAAUUUUUAAUCAAUCUCCAAAUCAUUGGAAUCCAAUUUACUAGAAAGAUCUAUUUAUAUAAAGAUCUACAAUGACUUAAAUAAAUAAUUAUCAAUUUUGAAGUUAUAUAGAUAGUUUUUCGUCGUAUAAAGACAUUAGGAAAAAUUGUUUAUACGAUUAUAGUCACAUUCCUCGAAAAAUACUAAAAAAAGUCAUGGAAAUAAAUGCGUGUUAACAUCAA